Hordeum vulgare subsp. vulgare (domesticated barley) is the source of this 1142-nucleotide messenger RNA. RefSeq names its product nudix hydrolase 18, mitochondrial-like. Bases 16 to 678 code for a protein of 220 amino acids. Gene Ontology annotation, cellular component: nucleus; cytoplasm. The record is from RefSeq and is a predicted model, not a curated record. Lineage: Eukaryota; Viridiplantae; Streptophyta; Magnoliopsida; Poales; Poaceae. Gene Ontology annotation, molecular function: pyrophosphatase activity. The transcript is spliced from 2 exons.
AAUAACUCCAUCUCCAUGGACACCACACCACACCACACCACGCGCUCGCCUAUUAAUACCCCGGAUGCUCACCUCCAUGGCCGCAAACCAACAGCUGCCGCUUCUUGCAACCAUCCAUCCAUCUCUCAUCAUCUUCUUCUUCUUGUUGUUGCAACGAAACGAGCGUCUAGCCAGCUAAAGAUUCCAAGGAUGGCCGUUCUUGUGGCGAGGCAGGGGCGCGAGCUGCAGCGGUACAGCGCGAGCACCGGCGGGCGCAUCGUGGUGGGGUGCAUCCCGUACCGGGUGCGCGAGGGGGAAGGCGAGGGCGAGCUGGAGGUGCUGGUGAUCAGCUCGCAGAAGGGGCACGGCAUGAUGUUCCCCAAGGGCGGGUGGGAGCUGGACGAGUCCAUGGACGACGCGGCCCGGCGCGAGGCCCUCGAGGAGGCCGGCGUCAGCGGGGACAUGGGCAAGGUGCUCGGCUGCUGGCACUACCAGAGCCGCCGCUACCAGACCACCUACGAGGGCAUCAUGUACCCCCUCCGCGUCACCCACGAGCUCCAGCAGUGGCCCGAGAUGGCCUCCCGCAACCGCACCUGGGCAACGGUGCAGCAGGUCAUGGAAGGAUGCCAGCACUGCUGGAUGCGGGAGGCGCUCGAGGAGCUCGUCUCCCGGCACGCCAAGCCGCAGUCCGCCCUGUGAACGACCGAGCAAGCUGCAGGCGGGUGGGGGCUCGAGCGCGCGCGGCUCUCGCAAGAAAAAGGCCGGGAGCGAGCACCAUCGUCCUCGUCGUCUCUCUCUCUCUCCUUUCCUCGGUGCAGCGGCAGGCCUGCCGGCGUGUCCGGUCUCGUACGACGACCGGAUCGGAGCAUAUACUUGGCCGCCCUCACCGGAGCACGAGCGCGUGGACGCUUUCUUGCGGCGCAGAGUCGUCGUCGUCGCGGCAAAUAAUGGGGACGAACUUAGAUAAUGUGUGAGGUACUAGUAGAGAUCGAACUCGAACGGGGCACGAAAACUUGACAAAAACACUGCCGAACGAACAGGCUCACGAUUCUUUCUUUGCUUAGGGUCUGGGAGUGAAAGAUGAAUCAAACUGUAAAUUAUUUCUAGUGAAACCGCUUCUUGGUGGCACGAUCGAUCAAUCAAUCAAAUGAGUACUGCUACUA